AUGGGCGGUGGUGGUGGCGGCGGCGGCGGCAGUACAAUUGGCGGUGGCAGCGUGCUGGGCGGACACGGUACUCUGAUGAGCACAGCGGGUAUGAGCAAUAGUACGGUUGGCGGCGGUGGUGGUGUUGGUGUUGGGGCUCCUCCUGGCAGUAUGAUGCACGGUGGCGGUGGCAUGGGUGUACCUACACCCGGCCAAAUGGGUAUGCCUGGCGUUUAUGGCAAUGGCAAUGGUAAUGGCGGCGGUGGUGGUGUUGGUCCAAUGGGACCGAUGGGUGGCAAUGGCGGUGGUAAUGGUGGACCGAGUACGGCACCCGGUUCGGUGAUCGAUUCACGCGCGGUGUCCGUGGUCGUUACGUUGCCUGGUGGGCCGGGCGCGCAACACCCCGGGCAGGCGCUGAGCGACUAUGGUCCUAUAUAGUUAAUGGUACGACCAGAUACAGCGCACUGGGUGUCGACGAGCAGUUUUUCGCAGCUGUAAAUGCGUGCAGGCGCUGGCUACACGCGUCGUACGCAUUUGCAGUGUUGCAUUUUUUGUUCUUUAAAUUUAUGCACUGCAUAUGAAGUGUUAAUAUGUGUUGUAAAGUUACAACAACAAGGCGCCAUAUUACUUUCUGCUAAUUUAUAGUUGUACAAUAAAAAAAAAAAUUAAACGAGUAUAUGUAAUAAAGUAACGAGUAAGAGCAAGCUAAACUAUAUAAUUCUAGUCCAUUUUCAUUGAAAGAAAAAAGUUAAAAAAUAAAUAAAAAAAAAUAAAAAUAAUAUUAUGUGGUAAAUAUUGAAAAAGUAUGAGACAACAACAACAAAGCACAAUUUCUAUAAAAUAUCAACACUAAAUGAAUUCAAGCAAAAAAAAAAAUAGUCAAUAGUCUUAUAGCGUAACACAACCAACUUGCUACAACUUUUUUUCUUAAAAAUUAAAAAUAAAAAAUAUUAAUAAAAUAUUGAAAAAAUAGCAAAUGAAAGUAAAGUGUGUUGCACAGUUAGGAAAAGUGAAGCGAUACGAAAAGCACAUCAAAUGCGCGCGUUAAUUUUUUUUCUAUAAAAAAAUAAUUUUAGAAAAAAAAUUUCAAUAAAAAAAAUAUUUUAUGAAAAAACAAUCUAUAAACAUAAUUUCACUUAUUCCUAAUUCCAUAUUUCAACACUCUACUCAAAUAGACUGAUUUAAAAUAAUAUUAAAAAAUAAUAUAAAAAUUAAAUGAAAUAAAAAAUAAUAAUAAAAUUUUAAAUGUACGAAUUGUAUAAGCAAACGCAAAAAUAUGCAAAUGUUAACGGUAUGCAUAUGUAAAGCAAGAAAACAAAAACAAAAAACGGUGGAGAAAAGUAAAGUUGAAAAAGGUUUUUUUUUUUGGAUUUUUCCUACCACCAAAAUUGCGUGUGUAAAUUGCCACUGCCAAAAACGCCAACGCCAUAUUGCAUUACAACAAUAAUAUUAAUUAUAACAAUAAUAAAAAAUUAUAACAACAACAAAAACACUACUUAUACGUUUUACAUAAGAAAAUGCAUGUAAAUUUGCCAGCAAAAAAUAAAAACAAAAGUCGAAUAUCAAAAAGUGUAAAAGUUGUGUUAAAAACGAUGAGAAAAUAUUGUAAACCUUCAAAAUGCAUUUGUAAAAUAUAUAUUUCAUGUUUAUUUGUAGCAUUUAAUACGCCUAACUGUAUGUAGCGUUUGUAUGUAAGCAUUGAUGAAUAUAAAAAAAAUAUGAAAAUAAUAGCAAAGCACACAUUGUGGGUUUUGAAAUGAAAAAAAAAUUAAUCAUUAAAAAACAAGAAAUUGCACUGAAGAGAGAUAAUUAAUAAUAAUUAAUUUAUAAAUUAAAAUAAUUUAUAAUAAAUUAAAUGCCAACGAAUUAGCGCAAGCACUAAAUGUCCAACUGUAAAUACUGAAUUUUAGUUUUUAAUUUAGCAGCGUAAAAUGUGUAAUUAUUUAAGUGUUUAUGUGCGCCACGAAAUUUAUUAAUAAUUAAUUUUUUGCGUAAAAAAAAAUGCAAAAUUACGAAAGAUGAAAUUAAAAGAAAAUGUAAUACGAAAAAUUUGAUAUGAAAAUUAUGUGUAGAGUGUGUUAAAGCAGGCAAAUUGUGUAGACAUUUCUUUAUUUUGAAGGAAAAAAAGUUUUUUUUUCGCAUAAUGAUUGGAGAGGAAUAUUAUUUUUGAAGAUUUAUUGGAAGAUAUAUUCAUAUUUAACAACUAUCGAGAAUUUAAACACAGUUUUUAUAAAAAAAAAAGAUUUUUUCAAGAAUUUUUUUUUUAUUUUGUUUUUUUUUUUUAUUAUAAAGUCUUUAAAUUUUUUCAUUUUUUUUUUUAUUUUUUUUUAUUAUUUUUUCAAUUUUUUUAAAUAUUUAAAUUAAAAUAUUUUGAAUAACUAUUUUUUUACAUAAUUUAAAUUGUUUAAUCAAUUCUGGCAUUUCGAGCUAAGUGUUUUCUAGAAAAAAAUUACUUGAAUUCAAAAAAAAAAUUUUGAAUAAAAAUUUAUUUAUUUAAAUACUGAAUAUUUUUCCGCAACUUUUCAAGGAAAAAAUGCAAAAUGUAAUUUCUUAAAAAAUAAUUUAAAAUUUUCUUCCAAAAAACUUUCGUUUUCAAAGAAUUCUAACAAAAAUUUAAUUCCAACUAAUUGUUUCCUAGAAAAAAGAAAUUUUGUUUUAAAAAUUAAAAAAAAAAAACAUUAAAUUAAUCAUUUAAAUAUUGAAUAUUUUUUAAACUUUUUAAGAAAAAAAAAAGUUUAAUUCCUUACAAAAUAAGAUCAAAUUUGUUUCCAAAAAAUUUCAUUUAUUAAAAAAUUCUCACAAAAAUUUAAUUCUAAUUCUAAAAAAAAAUAAAUACAUUUAUUUAAAUACUGAAAAUAUUUCCGAAACUGUUUAAUGAAAAAAUACAAAAAAUAAUUAAAAUUCUUAAAAAGUUUGAUACUUUUAAACAUUUUCAUUUUUUAAAAUAUUCUCACAAAAUUCAGUUCAAUUUGGAUGAAGCUCAAUUAAUUUCAAAAAUUAUGCCAAUAAACACCAAAAAUUCUGAAUAAAUAUUCAACAAAAUUGUUUUUCAACUUCACAAAAAAAAAUCUUCCAAAAUGUUUCACGCCAAUUGCUGCACAUUUUCCACUUAUUUUCAUAAUUAACAUUCAAAAAAAUUUAAAAAAAGUUGAAAAAGUAUUUUGCAUUUUGUUUGCCACAUCGUAAGUGCAACAACAACAAACAGAAAAUAAAUUAUAAUAAAUUAUUUAUUAACAAAGCGCAUACAAGAAUUUCCUACUUAUUUUUAAUAAGUUUAUUUGUUUACAUUUAUAACAACAAAAUUAAUAUAAUUAAGUAUUUUUGUUUUUGAUUUUCGUUUCAUUUGUAUUUCUUGCUGCCAAGAAACUGUACAUAGUUGCAUGUAGUCACGCAUUAAUUAUAUAAAUUAAGUUAUAAUAAUAAUUAUUUUUUUAUAAUUUGUAUGUAUUAAAUGAAAAACUAUUAUGCCAACAAGUAGUUGUGUAAGCAAAGUAAAAUUGUAAUGUAAUUUGCAAAGCAUUCAAAUUUAUUUAAAUAUUAUUAAUAUUUAUGCAAGGCAGGACGGACAUUAUAUGAAAUGUUUUAAGUAAUUUAGUAGGCUGAAAUAUUUUUAUAAAAAAAAAAAUAUAAAAAUAAUUUUGUUGAGUCUUAAAA
Zeugodacus cucurbitae (melon fly) is the source of this 3633-nucleotide messenger RNA. RefSeq lists its product as uncharacterized. The transcript has a single exon. The coding region runs from base 1 to 417 and encodes 138 amino acids. The record is from RefSeq and is a predicted model, not a curated record. NCBI's taxonomy places the organism in Eukaryota, Metazoa, Arthropoda, Insecta, Diptera, Tephritidae.